This is a messenger RNA of Oncorhynchus nerka (sockeye salmon), 11252 nucleotides long. It is a transcript of the gene abraa, whose product is annotated as actin binding Rho activating protein a. The transcript is spliced from 2 exons. Gene Ontology annotation, molecular function: actin binding. The record is from RefSeq and is a predicted model, not a curated record. The coding region runs from base 100 to 1113 and encodes 337 amino acids. Gene Ontology annotation, biological process: positive regulation of Rho protein signal transduction; positive regulation of transcription by RNA polymerase II. Lineage: Eukaryota; Metazoa; Chordata; Actinopteri; Salmoniformes; Salmonidae. Gene Ontology annotation, cellular component: sarcomere.
AAGGCAGCGAAGGAUUAUUUCAACUCACUCACUCACUCACUCACUGACUUUCCCUACAACAUCAACACAAUAUCUUGUAAGCACGGUCAAGCAGGAGCCAUGAUGAGUACCAGCCAGGAGGAUAGACCCUUUGUUAGGGCUGUGAGGAAGAUCAAAUGUGCCGCUAUGGUCCACAGUCUUGCCAAGAGCUGGCAGGGCUGGGCCGACGAGAACUUGGUCAAACAAGUGACCAUACCCUCUGGGUGGAUGCCCACCUCCAUCAUUGAGGACGAAGAAAGGGAGAAGCAGAACGAGACAAAAAUCCUAGUCAAGACACGUGUGGUCGAGGCAGACACCGACAGCGGCAGUCUGAUCCGAACGGGUGAGGUGACCAAGAGCCACAUGCCAAAGUACAGUGAGUACAGCACUGACCUGGUAUGCUCAAUCAAGGACAAGAUCCAGAUGGCACCUGAGGAUGCCAACAAGCCCUUCCUGGGCAACGAGUCACCCACCCGGAGACGUCUGGGUGUGAGAGCUCAGGUACAUCUGGGUAGUCAGGAGCAGAAGAUGAACUCCCGUAGCAGCAGCCUGGACACAGAGGACAGCGGGUUGGGGGAGGAGGCCAGACUCAGCGACAACAGCGACCAGAGCGACCUGAACCAGCUGAAGAUCAAUAGGCCCAAGAUUAGAGUCACCACCAUGGGUGACAUCAAGAGCAGGUGGCAGAAGUGGUCCCAGCAGCACUUAGAAGGUCAGAAGCUCAACCCCUUCAGUGAGGAGUUUGACUAUGAGCAUGCCAUGGCCCAGCGGUUGCAGAAGGGUGAUGAAGGCUACGGACGCCCCAAAGAGGGAUCCAAGACAGCCAUGCGUGGCGACCGAGCCCAGAAACAUGUGUACAAAGAAAUGGAGGAGUUGUGCUGGAUCGUCAAGGACAUGGGCCUCAAGGACAAGAACGGAAAAUCCUACAUAACUUUCGGCAGGCUGUUUGACCGCUAUGUCAAAAUCUCGGACAAAGUGGUGGGAAUAGUUUUGCGCUGCCGCAAACACAAAAUGCUUGACUUUGAGGGAGAGAUGCUGUGGAAAGGCCAGGAUGACCAUGUAGUCAUUACUCUGAGAGAUGUGAAAGAAGACUGAACCUGCAGAUGAUCUAGACUUUGACCAACACCUCUAUCCUCACAAUUUACCUAGACCCACAAGUGCCUUUCAUAUUCUGACCAGCAACAGUCCAGGAGUAGAUGUCUUAAGCAUUCUAACCAUGAUAGCCACUGGUCAUGAGUUCAACCUCAGUAGGAUAUUCUAAACAUGCUGCAGGCCAUUUUUCUUCAAUUACGUGACAAAAUAAAGUGAGAAAAAAAACAUGUGGUUUGUGGACACAAUAGUGAUAUGUGGGUUGACUCAAAACCCGCAGUUGAUGCAGUUAUACAAAGAGAAAACAAUACAUUAAAAAAUCCAUAAAUGUAUAACUCUUGUGAAAUUUAUAUCUUUAGGCUACACUGAGUUUUUUCAUUAGUGUGUAAGCCUAAGCUUUUAGGACCUAACUGUUCGUGCUCCAAAUAGCCUACCCUCCAUUUGCCAAAUGCUUAUGGUAACGGGCAGAAAGAGUUAAUGUUGAUCCACUGAUUAAAUAAGAGAAACGUUUGCGAAAAUGGAGAGUUGAAAAUAAAGAAGUGGUAAAAAAAUUGGUGAAGUGGUAAAAGAGGAUGAAAGCAGUGUUUACUGUAUGUUACUGUAUGUCUGAUGAUUGUGAGGCGCUAUACAAAUUUGACAGUCACAAGACAGGUAGUUAUAAAAGGCCUAUGGCACAUCAUGGGAACUGUAGCCUACUGUUCAGGUGGGUUAAAUGGAAACUGAAAUCUGGACACUGACUGUAGGUCUAUAACCUUUGCUAGCGGUUAGAAGCAUUGGGCCUGUAACCGAAAGGUCACAGAUUCAUAUCCCAGAGUAGACUAGGUGAAAAAUCUGCCGAUGUGCCCAUGAGCAAGGCAAUUCAUCCCAAUUGCUCCAGGGUCGCCAUCAAUAAUGGCUGAUCCCUAGCUCUGACCCCACUCUCAUGGGGAGUAGGAUACGCAAAAAAAUGAAUGUCCAAUUCACACGUGUGAAAUAGGAAAAAUGCAAGUGUACAUUUUGAUUCGGGAAGAGGAGUGGAGAAAAUGAUUUAUUUCAGGAUCUUGAAAGAAUUUGAAUGUGUAGUUAGUGACCUUCUAUAGAGGUGCUACAUAAAAUGUGCCUCCAAGCAGAACUGAAAUCUUAUCAGUGUGAAAUGACCAAAUCUUAUUUGGUAAUUUUCACAGCUUUCUAUUUCCUUACGAGCGUGCAAUGGCCAAGAACAUACUUCCAUUUUAUUGCAUUUUCUAGAUUGUAGCCUUCAUUCUAUCGAUGUAUUACAUGAUUCUUGUCACGCCCUGAUCUGUUUCACCUGUUCUUGUGAUUGUCUCCACCUCCUCCAGCUGUCGCUUAUUUUUCCCUGUGUAUUUAUCCCUGUGUUUCCUGUCUCUCUGUGCCAGUUUGUCUUGUAUGUUUUCAAGUCAACCAGCGUGUUUUUCCCAUACUCCUGUUCUCCAUUCUCUUUUUCUAGUCUUCCCGGUUUUGACCCUUGCCUGUUUUUUCUGGACUCCGUACCCGCCUGCCUGACCCUUCUGCCUGCCAUGACAUCUAGCCUGUCUGCCACUUCUUGGACUCAGAAUCUGUUUUUGACCAUUUGCCUGUCCACGACCAUUCUCUUACCUACUUUUGGAUUAAAUAAACAACAAAGACUCUAACCAUCUGCCUCCUGUGUCUGCAUCUGGGUCUCGCCUUGCGUCCUUAUUGUACGAACUGGCCAUGACAGACCCAGCAGACUUGGACCAGCUCCGCCACGCUGUCUCCCUGAAGGGAGCCACUAUUGGGAGACAUGUGGAGUUCUCCAGUAGCUGGGAGAGAGGCGACCAGUAAACUUCUGGAAUUACGUCAAAACUCCCAUAGUGUGGCAGACUACGCGGCUGAUUUUCACACAUUGGCCGCCAAGAGUGCCUGGAAUCCAGAGUCUCUUUUCGAUACUUUUCUUCACGCAUUAUCUGAGAUGGUAAAAGAUGAGCUAGCUGCUCGGGAACUACCAGUGGAUCUUGACUCUCUCAUCGUCCUCACCAUUAGAAUUGAUGGACGACUAAGGGAACGCAUGAGUGAGAGGACUUCUGGUCUCUGGCACACUCGUUCAUCCGCAGUGGCUCGCUCACCUUCGAGGGAACCCAGAAGUCCCCGAGGAUGGUUUUUCCAAGAGGAUCCGAAGCCACCCGAGCUCCGUCGAGAAUCAUCGACGACGGGUGAAUCGGAUACACCAGAACCUAUGCAACUGGGAAGAGCUAGAUCCUGGUGGAUGACAUCCUGGUUUUCUCCCGUUUUGCCCAGGAACACGUUCUCCAUGUGCGACAAGUUCUUCAGUGUCUUCUGAAGAACCAGUUGUUUGUUAAAAACUUCUCAGGGAUAGGCGCCCCAUCAACGCGACAGUUGUAAAUCAUGCAGAGCCUUUUGUCACCAUUGCAGAUUUUAGAGAAACAACAAAUGUCGGUACAUAUAAAUGUCUUAUAUCGGCUGAAAGCUUACAUGUUUGUUAAUAUAACUGCAUUGUCCAAUUUCCAGUAGCUAUUACUUCGGGGAAAAAAUGCUAUGCUAUUGUUUGAGGAGAGCUCCUAACAACAAAACACUUUUUUUUCACCACGAUAGGUGAAAUGUGUACUUACAUUCUAAAAUCUUGCUCUGAUUUAUCAUCUGAAGGGUCCCAGAGAAAACAUGAAGCGUUGUUUUGUUAGAUUAAUAAAUCAUUUUCAUAUCCUAAAAAGGUCCAUAUAGCAUGCACGAUCAAUUUUGUAUUUCCACCUGUUCAAUUUGCAAAGAAAGGAGUCUGUGGAAAUCUAACCCUAAACAUUGUUUCAACCAGUCAAAUCACGUUCGUAUUUAGGUUGUUUUGUUAUUUGUAUUUUCUUCUACCAGAUAUAUUGUGUUAUAUUCUCCCAUAUUCACAUUUCCACAAACAUCAAUGUUCUUCCUUUCAAAUGGUACCAACAAUAUUCAUAUCCUUGCUUCAGUCCUGAGCUACAGGCCGUUAGAUUUUGGUAUGUCAUUUUUGACAAAAAUGUAAAAAAGGGGGCUAUCCCUAAGAAGUUUUAAAGUGGAGAAGAGCAAGUUCCACCGCUCCACAAUCACUUUUCCGGGAUACAUAAUAAAAAAUAAAAAAAACUUUAUUUAACUAGGAAAAUCAGUAAAGAACAAAUUCUUAUUUUCAAUGACGGCCUAGGAACAGUGGGUUAACUGCCUUGUUCAGGGGCGGAACAACAGAUGUUUAAUUUGUCAGCUUGGGGAUUCGAUCUUGCAAACUUCCGGUUACUAAUCCAACGCUCUAACCACUAGGCCAUCUGCCGCCCCAAAAUCAUCUCUGAAGGGAAUGUUCAGAUUGGUCCGUAAAAAGUGAGAGAGUGGUGGAUUGGUUCCAACCCACGUACAGGGUGCAGCUACAGCGGUUUCUGGGGUUUUCUCAUUUUUACCGUUGUUUCAUUCGGGGCUACAGCAACCUGGCUGCUCCCCUCUCUGCACUCACCUCUCCCACAGUACUGUUCACAUGGUCCCCUGCAGCAAACAAGGCUUUUGUGGAUUUGAAGCAACGAUUCACCACUGCCACCAUCCCCUUCCAUCCGGAUCCGACCCGUCAGUUUGUGGUGGAGUUUGACGUUUUUGACGUGGGAGUAGGGGCCGUUCUUUCUCAGCGAUCCGUCCAGGACCAAAAGCUUCAUCCCUGUGCCUUCAUGUCCCAUCGUCUCAACUCGGCGGAGAGGAACUAUGACGUUGGCAACCGGGAACACCUAGCAGUAAAUAUGGCCCUGGAGGAGUGGAGGCACUGGCUGGAAGGGGCGAGACAUCUAAUUUGGAAUAUCUCCACACAACCAAGCGCCUUAACUCUAGGCAGGCCCGGUGGGCUCUGUUAUUCACAGAGGUUUAAUUUCACCUUCUCCUACCACCCAGGGUCCAAAAACGUGAAGCCGGACACCCUUUUCCACCUGUACAGUUCCGCUACCACACCCUUGGAAUCAGAGACCAUCCUCCCUGCCUCAUGUUUGGCGGCUGCGCUUGUCUGGGGUAUUGAGGCUCUGGUUCGCAAAGCACAACGUUCCCAGCUGGACCCUGGGGAAGGUCCGGCUAACCGGAUGUUCGUUCCUGAUUCAAGUCCUGAAAUGGGCUCAUUCCUCCAGGCUUACCUGUCAUCCUGGUUCUCGUCAUACCCUGGCUUUCCUUCGACAGCGCUUCUGGUGGCCCACCAUGGCUCCUGAUGUCUUGGCCUUCGUCACUGCAUGCAUGGUGUGUGCUCAAAGCAAGACUCUGCAGUAGGCUCCGUCUGGUCACCUUCAGCCAUUUCCUGUUCCUCAUCUCCUCUGGUUCCAUAUUUCCCUGGAUUUUGUCACUGGGCUUCCUGCGUCAGAUGGCAACACCACCAUCCUGACAGUGGUUGACAGGUUCUCCAAGGCCACCCAUUUCAUCCCUCUUCCUAAAUUACCUUCCGCCAAAGAGACGGCCCAGCUCAUGGUGCAUGGUGCCAGGAACACUCUCCCCUGCUCGGGUACUGGACUAUCCCCCUUCGAAUGCUCCAAGGGAUAUCAGCCCCCACUCUUCCCAGUGCAAGAAGUGGAGGUCAACCCAUCUUCACCCUAGAUGUUCGUCCGUCGCAGUCGGCGUACCUGGAAAAGAGAUCCGACGGCUCUUCUCAAGACAACCUCCAGGUAUCGUCCACAAGCAGAUUGCCACCGGACUCUUGCUCCCCACUGUCGGGAAGAGGGUAUGGUUAUCCACUCAGGACCUACCCCUACUGGUAGAAUCCCAUAAACUUUCCCCCGUUUCAUUGGUCUCCAUUCUCUUUUUCUAGUCUUCCCGGUUUUUACCCUUGCCUGUUCUGGUCAGCAAAGGUUAAUUUUGUCUUCUAAGGCAACAUAUUAUAACAGGAGAGAUGCUGCAUGUAUCUAGUUACAGACAAGUUGACUAACAAAUAGUCAAAAAAUUGUUCUGCCGUCUCUGACUGUAGCCUACAGCGCAUUUUCAAUAUUUCCUGGUUAGAGUCAGGUGCGGUCAGAUUUUCACUUCAUCACAUAUCGUUGGGUGGUUGCGGAGGUUUAUUAGCAAAUGCGGGUGGGUGCAGGUGAACAAUCAGCUGACACCACUAGAACACACGCUUGAACAAGUCACAUCUGAAAAAUGUCACGUGGAUAUUUUGUUUACAUGAGUCAGACAUGGUUUUCCGUGGUUUCACAUUGAUUUUCACAUGUACAUUUGUUUGUACAUGUACAUUUGUUUGGACACAAAUAAUCCUUUGCAAAAUGUUAACUAUGCAAGCCAUUGGCAAAUGGAUACAGCUCUUCAUCAUGCAAACAAUGAUAGCCAUUGAACAUGAGUAGAAAGAUCAAGGGAAAGUCAAGUCUGAAAUUUCAAAGUGGAACUUACAAACUUCAGAAGCCUUUUUAAACCUUAAAUACACUACAAGUCAAAAAUGUCCUGCAAUUGCAUGAAAGUGCUCCUGCAACAUUGUGAUCAAAUUAAGAUCCGACAUCUGUAUUGGACAUAAGUAAAGGACACUUGUGGUGUUCCACAAACUAACAGUGGUUGCAGUUCCUGAGUUUCGAUUACCAUUUAUGCUAGAAUCUGGUUUUGAAUAGAGCCUAAUGAUGCUCUAUUAGAUAUGGGAGGCAAUCUUGAGUAUGCUGAACAUGAUAUGCUAAACAUUUAAAACAUUAUAAGAUCAUGUUACUGGAACGUACAAUAAGCUAUCAGCAUUCAGUGUAGUUUUUUCAUUCCAUGAUUGAAAUAUGAUAUACAAGAAACAGCUCACAUCUUUAUAUUAACAGGGAUAGUUGCUUAACGUGAACAUUUAUUUCAAAAUUAAAGCAAGUCUUCUUACAGAAAGUCAAUGUGUACAUUUCCAGAUUUGUAUACAGUGAUACAGGUUAUUUAUUUGUUUGUUCUUGACUGUAUUAUAUUUCCCCCAAACAGCUGUAUUUAUAAUGAAAAUAUUUUUGUGUUAUUUGAAAUACGUUUUUUUGUGGGAAAAUGUUGGUUUCCCUCUCUUUGAUCAUCUGUGACUUUUAGGUGACAGGUCUUUGGUUGUGAGCCAAAAGCCCCUUAUCUAAGAAUUGUGUGUGUGUGCGUGGGUGCAUGUCUCUAUGUACCUACAGUACCAGUCGAAAGUUUGGACACGCCUACUCAUUCCAAGGGUUGAUCUAUAUUUUUACUAUUUUCUACAUUGUAGAAUAAUAGUGAAGACAUCAAAACUAUGAAAUAACACAUAUGGAAUCAAGUAGUAACCAAAAAAGUGUUAAACAAAUCAAAAUAUAUUUUAUAUCUUAGAUUGUUCAAAUAGCCACCAUUUGCCUUGAUGACAGCUUUGCACACUCUUGGUAUUUUCUCAACCAGCUUCAUGAGGUCACCUGGAAUGCAUUUCAAUUAACAGGUGUGCCUUGUGAAAUGUCUUUGCCUAAUGUGUUUGAGCCAAUCAGUUUUGUUGUGACAAGUGGGUGGGAUAGAGAAGAUAGCCCUAUUUGGUAAAAUACCAAGUCCAUAUUAUGGCAAGAACAGCUAAAAUAAGCAAAGACAAAUGACAGUCCAUCAUUACUUUAAGGCAUGAAGGUCAGUCAAUCCAGAAAAUUUCAAGAACUAAUAUUUCGUCCAUUGCAGUCACAAAAAUCAUCAAGCACUAUGAUGAAGCUGGCUCUCAUGAGGACUGCCACAAGAACAGAAGACCCAGAUUUACCUCUGCUGCAGAGGAUAAGUUCAUUAGAGUUCCCAGCCUCAGAAAUUGCAGCCCAAAUAAAUGCUUCACAGAGUUCAAGCAACAGACACAUCUCAACAUCAACUGUGCAGAGGAGACUGUAUGAAUCAGGCCUUCAUGGUCAAAUUGCUGCAAAGAAACCACUACUAAAGUACACCAAAAAGAAGGGACCUUCUUAGGCCAAGAAACACGAGCAAUGGAUAUUAGACCAGUGGAAAUCUGUCGUUUGGUCUGAUGAGUCCAAAUUUGAGGUUUUGGGUUCCAACCGCCAUGUCUUUGUUAAAUGCAGAGUAGGUCAACGGAUUAUCUCCUUAUGUUUGUUUCCCACCGUGCAGCAUAGAGGAGGAGGUGUGAUGGUGUGGGGGUGCUUUGCUGGUGACACUGUCUGUGAUUUAUUUAGAAUUCCAGGCACACUUAACCAACAUGGCUACCACGGCAUUCUGCAACGAUACACCAUCCCAUCUGGUUUGCGCUUAGUGGGACUGUCAUUUGUUUUUCAACAGGACAAUGACCCAGCACACCUCCAGGCUGUGUAAGGGCCAUUUGACCAAGAAGAAGAGUGAUGGAGUGCUGUAUCAUAUGACCUGGCCUCCACAAUCACCUGAUCUCAACCCAAUUUAGAUGGUUUGGGAUGAGUUGGACUGCAGAGUGAAGGAAAAGCAGCCAACAAUUGCUCAGUAUGUGUGGGAACUCCUUCAAGGCUGUUUGAAAAGCAUUCUAGGUGAAGCUGGUUGAGAGAAUGCCAAGAGUGUGCAAAGCUGUCAUAAAGAGGAAGCUACUUUGAAGAUCUAAAAUAUGAAAUAUAUUUUGUUUUGUUUAACACUUUUUUGGUUACUACAUGAUUUCAUAUGUGUUAUAUCAUAGUUUUGAUUCCUUCACCAUUAUUCGACAAUGUAUAAAAUAGAACAAAUAAAGAAAAACCCUUGUGUCCAAACAUUUGACUGGUACUCUAUAUGAGGUGUGUAUAGUUGGGUGUGUGGAUGAGUGUGACCUUACUGUACUACACACUAAUCAAAUCACAGGAAGUUGAAGCGGAUCUUAAAAGAGACUGAGAGCCAGGAAGGCUCCCAGACACAAGCAGAAGUCUGUUGUGUUGACAUUCACACGAAAAAGGACUAGAGGCCAAAUUAUUCCGUGACCUUCGGAGGUCUAUUCAAACAAUUCAAACAAAUCAAUUAAAAAAGUAAGUUCCCUAUGUAUGUUCAUCCACUUCAAAGUAAUUCCAGUAUCCAAACUGCACUGUGCACUCGCAGCAUUUGAUUUACUGUAUGUAACAGCUCAAAAAGUGUAAUGACAUUCAGCAAUUGUCUUUGGGUUUACACUCUUGUAGCCUGAAAUAAUUUAUGUGUCUUGCUGACAAAAGGAUAUUUUUUGUUGAAAGAAGAGUUGAGACACCUGAAGAGGGGCUGAAAUACAAGACUGUCCUGGGAAGACGUGCAGCCACAUAGAAUUCAUUUUUUAAAAACCAUGACACAGAGUAAUGUGCACACUGCAAAGGACAACCAACAACCAGGCUGUGCUCUGCCUAUGACCGCCAUGGAGUGCCCUAUGCAGUCUACAAAUGCUGUAGGUAACUUUAUUCCUCAGGCCAAGAGUCUGAAAAUGCAGAAAAUAUGACUUUAGGCUAGGUUGCAUUGUUUACAUAAUCCGUUCAUAAAUAAUUAACAUUGAUGUAUCGGUAUAGAUUGUAUUGCUUACCAUAAUCUGUUGAUUUCAUGUUGUCUGUCAAAGAUACACACAGCAAUGUUCACAACAUGUUGUUACAAAUAGGAGUAAACUAUUUUAUUGACAGUUGGAAUAGAAUAAUAAUUCACCAAAUUAUGCAUUACUCAACAAUUAGUUUGAAAGAAUUUCAAAUAUUCAUGUUAUAAAUUAUUGUGAAUAAACCAAGGAUCCACAUGCUUAACAGCAUCAGAAAGGAUGUGUUCCCCAUUUCAUCCCACACCUCUGCACAAGAAAAUGAUAUGCUCUGGGUCUAGUUGAAACACACCCAUGUAUUUUAUGAACAUAAAACAGUGCUUUCCUCUUUUAAAUACCCAAACCCGCAAAGCAACAGAGACACAUGGGGCAAAUGAAGCUGUGACAAAAUAAGCAUUGGACAAAAUUGAAUUCAAAAUAAGUUGAGACAUCGAAGAAAAAAAAACAGUUCACAUUUUCACACUUUUUUUCCCCCUUGAAUUACAUUUUAGGAUUGUUAAGUCAUCUGGUAUGAUUCUUGUGUUUUUAAGGCCUCUACUUGCAUCACAGUUGAUGGUAAUGAAUUUAAAUGUGCAUGACAGAUAUGAGUAAAACAAAAGGGAUAGGGAUUCUGAUGAUAGCACAUUUUUGUGUUUUUGACAUUCUCCACCAAUUAACCAUAUUGAAACAUCUCAUUACAACAAACUCAAAGUCACACACCACUGCAUCAGACCCAUGAAUUAAACUGUUGGAUAGGCGAUAUCAUACCUCUAUGGCUGAGAUACAGUAUAUGAGACAACCACAAGUUAAAUUUGAAAUCGGGUUGCAGUUGUAAGUAGUUACAUGGUUAAUAUUUUGAGCAUUCUUCAAACAUUUCCUACAAUACCAAUGUUUUUCAUUCAAUCAUAACAUUUAUUUUUUUAUUAUAUCACAGUUGGUGAAUUUUACAAUAAACCAUGUUCCAUUCCAUUUGGAAAUCCAAAAUGGUACACCGAAGUACUAAAGUAGGUGAAUGACAACCAUGCAAUGUCAAUAUUCUUUUCUUUUCUUAAUUUUUCAUAUAGCUACUUUAAAUUGAUUUUGAAAGUAAUGGUAUAAGGAACAGAAGCCUGGAAGCUAUUGUCUUUAAUUGAUAAAGGUUAUUCCUCAAACUAAAACCUUCCAUCAGUUUUUGAUUGGAAAAUGACUUCAGUUUUAAAAUGGAGAUUAUUUAAUGCCAUGUGUAUCUUUCAGUUGACAUGGUACUAAAUAAUAUCAGUUAUUUUUGAAAACAGAUUUUUCCCCAAAGGUUUGUUUUACAUAUAAAAAGAAAAUAUUUUGGCACAAAGAAAUAAAAAAUACAAAAACAUUCCAUUUAAGAUAAGUAGAUUGAUUUGAUCUAUACAUUUUUUCAUGUGUGAAAUGUACAAAAUACAAUCGUACAGUACAAUGCACUUUUUUACAAAUGUUUUAAAUCCUUAAGUAGUUUUUCCAAUAUUCUUUAAUAAUAUGGCGUCUUUCUUUUCAUGUCUCUUCUAUAUAAUAUGUUCAGGCUAGUAAAGGUUCAAUCCAAAUGUUUUCUUGUUUGAUUGUAAACUUGGUACAAUGUGGUAAAUGAGUUUUCUAGUCAGACUAUGAGUGAAACUGUUUUUCAACCUAUCACCAACUCUGUUUAAUUUUGUCCUCUUGUCCUAUUGGGCAACCCUAAUGAUGUAGCAUUUGUCAGUUCAAACACAUGCAUACACUUAUACACUCACUCACACACGUGUGUGUGUGUGUGUGUGUGUGUUUGAACUGACAAAUGCAUGCUUACAUACAUACAUACAUACAUACAUAC